Molecule: messenger RNA, 3534 nt
Organism: Formica exsecta
Lineage: Eukaryota; Metazoa; Arthropoda; Insecta; Hymenoptera; Formicidae
Product: zinc finger protein 845
Exons: 9
Coding region: 322-3429 (1035 amino acids)
Molecular function (GO): zinc ion binding; nucleic acid binding
Source: RefSeq, a predicted model, not a curated record
UACUGAACGAAAAAGAAGCCGAUUGGAUCGAGAGGGCUCAUCACAGAUCUAUGGGGACUAUAGAUGUAUUCGCGCGCACUGGGGGAGGUCGGAAAAGGAGGCGGGGUCCUCAACUCUAUCGGCCCGUGAGGGAGGUGCACGGGGAGAUGUCGCUCUGGUUGUAUAGUAGUGGUAGUUUUGAUUGUUGCCGCGAGAGGCACUGCUGCACGACGAGCUACGGUACUACGGCGACGCGGAGCCACACCUAGGAAUUUCUCGGGGUUUUCGCUAAGAGAAUCGCGUCCAAGGCUAUUGCUGGGCAAGCGCAGUUUUAUUUAAUCAAUGGAGGGUUACGAAGACGACGAUGACACCCAUUUUUGCAUCAAGUGCAAUUUGACAGUACACGGUCUCGACAACUAUGUACGGCAUCGUCGAUCGGGUUGUCGACCUCUUGACGAUAAAAAUGAGACCGUUCACGAGUCACCUUCGACGCCGACGACGGUAUCUUAUCCCGAAAUUUUAAACGCGGAUGCUUUCUUCAAUUCGUUGGAGUUACAGAGCAGCUCAAAAUCAAAUCCUCGACGAGCACCGACUUUACUAGAUAAUAAUAGAAAAUUCAAAAAAGAGGACAGAAGAAAGAAGGACCAAAAAAAUCAGGUGGAUGGCGCGAAGGAUAAGCUUCACAGUAUGUCACCUGCUGUCAGCGAUCUGGACGAUCCAACUGAUCACCUAUGCAUGCAAUCCCUCAAACAGACCGAUCGAAAGAGGCAAGAAAAUCCUCAGCGAAUAGUGUCAGAUCAACAGAACUGGUUGGAAGACACUAUUCUUGCCGAUCUCGCUUUGGGAAAUAGUGACAGCAAAGAGUUGACGAGAUAUGAUUUCGAGUACCAACAAGACGACGAGGAAUCCGAAGACGACAUGCUGGACGACGAUUUGGUGGAAGAUGACUCCUAUUCAGAUUCUGACGACGGCGAAAAUCAGGAACGUCCACCGCGAGAUCAUACUGGCGGAAAGUGGAAGCCUGGGCUCAGCGAUUUGCCGCAGGACAUGCCACAUAUGCAUGAGGAGGAUGUGGAUCCCGACGAUGAUCAUCAGGAACAUCCACCACCGACGUAUACUGGUGGCAAAUGGAAACCUACGGAGACAACGCAGAAGAUCGAGGAAUACGAGAGCAAAAACACAUCCGGACAGCCGCCGCCAGGACACACGCGAGGGAAAUGGGUACCGGGUGCACGAACGGAUAUCGAAUCGGGAUAUUGGUGCAUUCCUUGCGGCAGGAAGCUUGCCUCACGAUUGGUCUACAACAGACAUGUGCUCUCUGCUUUGCAUGCCAGAAGGAGCAUUAAAGAGAUCGACGACGGUCUCCAUUUAUCGCGCAGAAUAAAGUUGCGCGCGAGCAAAAGAAUGUCUACUCGUAGGCAGGCUUCGUUUACAACGAGGACGAAAGAAGUGCCCGAUCAAAACAAAGUUAAGAAAGGUCUCCGUCGAAGAGACAAGGACGUUCUCACGUGUGAGAUGUGCCACGCGCGCGUGAAGAGGCUUCAGAUGGGUAAACAUUUGCUUUCCCAUUACCAUUGCCGUGUGGCGGGAGUGAAUCCUUGCAGUCCAAAUGCACGUCGCUUCCUGUUGGAUAACAUAGCGAAUGUGGUACGACAAUGUCCUUUCCAAUGCGCUCCUUGUCGUUUUUACUGUAACACCGAGGAAACGUUCCUACUUCAUUGGCGUUCUGAUCUUCAUAUCAAGACCUUAGAAAGAAGUGGCGGUAGGUGCAGGUGCACUCCAUGCGAUUUUUGGUGCGAAGACAACGAGACGAUGGAAUCUCACCUUCUGAGUAUAAGUCAUCGUGACGUGGUAUCGAUGAUGAACGGCUCGGUGCCGAUAGUAAUUAGUCGUCAACGAGCAUUAUUCUGCGGUAGUUGCAAUCGGCAAUUUCGAUACAAUUUCCAGCUACGAUCGCACGCUAAAGAGACUGGUCACGACGCAAGUUAUACCGCAUCAGAUGAAUAUCAGCAACGUAUCAAAUGCGAUUUGUGUCCCCAAAUUGUCCGGUCUUUGGUUGCGCUUCAACGUCAUCAAUUAAUCUGUCACGUCGCCAAGGAUAAAGAAAAGGACGAAGUCGCAGAGGCCGCGCAACCGGCGCCGUAUUUCUGCUCGUUCUGCUCGAUGAAUUUCAUCACCGCCCAAGAAGCAGUAGUGCAUCGGAGAAGUUCUAGUCACAAAGAGGCUGUAAAAACACGCAAGAUUCAGGAAGGAUUAUUGGAAACCGUGACGCGAGAGUGUCCUCACUGCGGCGAAAAGCAGUCAAGUCUUACAGCGCACAAAAGUCAUCUUCUCCAAAAUCAUCCGGAACUUUGUCACAGAUGUCCUCGAUGCGGCAUGCAGUUUGCCCUGUCGCAAGAUGUCACUAGACAUACACGAGAAGAUAAUUGUACCAAAGAUAAUAAAUCAAAUAUGGCUAAAAGAAUAGAUAUGAAAAAAGAAUGGAAAUGCAAUGAUUGCAUCUUCUCAACGGAUUCUCAAAGUGAAUUCAUUUUUCAUGAAGCCCUCCAUGCUGGUGCAGUUUCAACUGACAAAGAAAUAUCUAGUUCGAGCAAGUUAUUACCGAAAUAUCGAUGCCCGAUUUGUAAGAAGCCCUUUGCGAAAGUUACGCUACGGAAUCACAUCAGACAGCAUACUGGAGAGAAGCCCUUUCCCUGCGUCAAGUGUUCAAUCUCAUUCUCGAGAAGAGCGGAUCUCGUCGCGCAUCAAAGGAUAUGCGCUUCCUCGUCACCCGGAUCCCUGGACAAAACUGGCCGUCGACGAAACUUCAUCUGUUCAGAGUGCAAAGAAGGUUUUUAUACAAAGCAUGCUCUUCGACAGCACAUACUGAGACACGCUGGUAAAAAGUACAAGUGUGGACUUCCGGGAUGUCCCACGAUUCUUCGUACUGCAUCUGAAUUGAAAAGCCAUCGAAGAUUGGUCCAUGACAACAUCGAGAAACAAUAUCCAUGUCCUAAUUGCUCUUAUUCUGCGAAAACAAAGACGCAGUUGCGCAGGCAUAGAACGAGGCACGAUGAUUCUACAAACGCUGAGAAUAUCCAAACUCACUCCUGCACUUACGACAGUUGCAAUUUUAAGACGAAAAUCAGUUCUCACUUGCGGAGACACAUGCGGUUGCAUACAGGAUCCAAACCAUACAAAUGUCGGCAUUGUUCUUAUGCGAGUAACACCUUGGAAAAUCUCCGGAAGCACAUACUAUCAACGAAUUUACAUCCAGGUAAGACAAUUUAUGCAUGUGAUUUUUGCAAGGGGAAGACGUCGAAGCCAUUCUGCACGAAUUUUUCCAAGGAGCUUCGUGCUCACUUGUUGGAAGCUCACGCAAAGGACUUUCCCACACCUAAUGAUGCGAAUACCUACGUCCUCGGGAUUUUUUCCGCCAAUUCCAGCACCAACGCUUCUACAUCCGAUUAAUCAAGGAAGAAUACCAGAAAAGUACCAAUUACUUAAUUUACAUAAUUUGUGAUUAAAUUGGUCUUAUCUCUUUCGAGAAUAAAAGAUAUAAGAAUAUAUUAAAUA